This is a messenger RNA of Phyllostomus hastatus (greater spear-nosed bat), 3969 nucleotides long. RefSeq names its product zinc finger protein 268-like. The transcript is spliced from 5 exons. Gene Ontology annotation, molecular function: DNA-binding transcription repressor activity, RNA polymerase II-specific; RNA polymerase II transcription regulatory region sequence-specific DNA binding. The record is from RefSeq and is a predicted model, not a curated record. Gene Ontology annotation, cellular component: nucleus. Gene Ontology annotation, biological process: negative regulation of transcription by RNA polymerase II. Lineage: Eukaryota; Metazoa; Chordata; Mammalia; Chiroptera; Phyllostomidae. Bases 699 to 3170 code for a protein of 823 amino acids.
CACGGUGGGCGCGCCGGGGCUGCCGCAGAGGCUCCUGGGAGUUGUAGUUCGGUCUGUUCUUGGUCUCCCUGACGCAUUUCCUGUGCGUCCCUGUCAGCAGCCGUUGGCUCCGCCCAGGCCCGAGAGCCGCGCUCCGCAUUCCGUGCAGGCUGCCUUCACCGGUCGCCAGUCAUCGCGGUCACCCGAACUGCAGUGGGCUGUCCUCGUCGCCCCGAGGGGUGUCACGGAAGCGCCCAGGACGGGCUUCUGAAAGUCAGAGCAAGGACGAAGUCGAUCUGGCCGCAGGUCCGUAGGUGGACGCGGCCAGUCUUCCCCAGUUCCCCGCCGCCCAUUCAGGGAUCCGAGGAGCCGAUGCUCCAAACCCGUCGUUUCCAGGCAGCGGACGGUACGGACUAGUCCUGGCCUCCCUGCAGCCCGCCCGCGGGCGCGGCUGGGGCGGAAGCGGGGAGCCCAGCGGCUGCCGCUGUCGGCCUCCUCACGCGGGCGGGGCACGGACGGCGCGGGGAUGGCCACCAGGGUCCGCACAGCUGCCACCUGGGUGAGUCGGGUUCCGUCUCCUUUGUGUAAAGCUGCCCCCGAAGCUGACGUGUGUACUUGCCAGCUCCUCCAGGGCGAUGGAAAUGUCGUCCCCUGCUGACGUGAUUGUUGCAAAACCAUCAAAUUACUGAAGGUCACUGAAGUUAAAAAUUACUCUCUUCAUGGAAACUUCAUUGAGUCUACAGGUCCCACCCCUUCAGGAACGAGACAGUUCAGGCAGUAGGAUCAGAGAGCUCCGAGGUCAGGAACCCAUUGUGGGUCAGAGGACGCCUUCCCCAGGAGGACCCCAGCGGAGGCAGAAGAGUCGGUGGACAGAGCAGGUCCCACACUGGCUGUUUACUUCCCAGGAACAGCUGCAAACCACCAAGUCCCAGGAGUCACUGUCAUUCACGGAUGUGUUUGUGCACUUUACCUGGGAAGAAUGGCAGCUGCUGGACCCAGCUCAGAGACACCUGCACAGGAGCGUGAUGCUGGAGAACUACAGCAACCUGGCAUUCCUGGGGUACCAGCACACCAAGCCUGAUAUCAUCUUCCGGUUGGAACACGGAGAGCUGUGGAUGAUGCAGGCCCAAGUUGCCAGUCCAGGCCAUUCAGAUAAAGCCUGUGAAAUUGGUGAUCAUGUGGAAUGUUAUCAGGAAAAUCAAGACAAGAUGGGAAGUGUGUCAGAUUGCUGUGAGUGUCCUGCAUUUGGAGCACUAUGUCUUCUUGCUACAGCUUGUAUUCCUGCAAGACAAAAGCUUUAUAAAUGUGGCACAUGUGGAAAGAGUUUGAAAUAUAAUACAGACUUCAAUAGUAAUAAUGUUGGAAAGAACCCUAAUGGGUUUUAUGCACAAAGGGAAUCAUUCCUCCAUUGUAAACAUGAACGAACUCUUUUUGGAGUAAAAUACUGUGAAAGUAAUGGAUCUGGGAAAACUGUCAGGAAGCCACAACCCAUGCGCCGACAAAUCCGUAUGGGAGGAAAGCCCUUCAGAUGCAGUUACGGUGGGAAUGUCUUCAGCAACAAGUCAUGCCUUGUAGUGCAUCAGCGAACUUAUGCAGAGAUGGAGACCUGCAAGUGUGAUGGAUGUGCCAGAGACAUCAGCCCCAAGUGUCACUUCAGUGAACACCAGGGAAGUCACACAGGAGAGAGAGUAUAUGAAUGCAGUGAAUGUGGGAAAGUCUUCAGUAGGAAAGACCAGCUUGUUUCAUUCCAGAGAACUCAUUCAGGACAGAAACCCUGCAGGUGCAAUGAAUGUGGGAAAGCCUUCACGAGUCAGUCAUACCUUGUUGUACACAUGAGGACUCACACAGGCAAGAAACCUCAUGAAUGCCAUGAAUGUGGGAAAUCCUUCAGUUUCAAUUCACACCUCAUUGUGCACCAGAGGAUUCACACAGGGGAAAGUCCUUAUGAAUGCAGUGAGUGUGGGAGAGCCUUCAGUCGUAAAUAUCAGCUUAUUUCACACCAGAGAACUCAUGCAGGGGAGAAACCCUAUGGUUGCAGUGAGUGUCAGAAAACUUUUGGUUUGAAGUCACAGCUCAUUAUACAUCAAAGAACUCAUACGGGAGAGAAACCCUAUGAAUGCAAUGAAUGUCAGAAAGCCUUUAGUACAAAGUCAAACCUUCUGGUACAUCAGAGAACCCAUACAGGGGAGAAACCUUAUAGUUGCAGUGAGUGUGGGAAAGUCUUUACUUUCAAGUCACAGCUCAUCAUACAUCAGGGAUCACACACUGGGGUGAAACCCUAUGGAUGCAAGCAGUGUGAAAAAGCCUUUAGUUUGAAGUCACAGCUCAUUGUCCACCAGAGAAGCCACACAGCUGUGAAACCCUACGGGUGCAGUGAGUGUGGGAAAGCCUUCACGAGUAAGUCAUACCUCGUUAUACACAUGAGGACUCACACAGGCAAGAAACCACAUGAAUGCCAUGAAUGUGGGAAAUCCUUCAGUUUCAAUUCACACCUCAUUGUGCACCAGAGGAUUCACACAGGGGAAAGUCCUUAUGAAUGCAGUGAGUGUGGGAGAGCUUUUAAUAGGAAAGAUCAUCUCACUUCACACCAGAGAACUCACGCAGGGGAGAAGCCAUAUAGGUGCAGCGAGUGUGGGAAAGCCUUUAGUAGCAAGUCCUACCUCAUUGUACACAUGAGAUCUCAUUCAGGAGAUAAGCCACAUAAAUGUAACAAAUGUGGGAAAGCUUUUAUUUGGAAAUCACUACUCAUUGUGCACGAACGAACUCAUGCAGGGGAAAACCCUUACAAAUGCAGUCAAUGUGAGAAAUCCUUCUGUGGAAAACCACGGCUUAUUGUGCAUCAGAGAACACAUGCAAGAGAGAAACCCUAUGGAUGCAGCGAGUGUGACAAGGCCUUCGUUAGGAAAUCUCAGCUCAUUGUACAUCACAGAACUCAUUCAGGCGAGAAACCCUAUGGAUGUAAAGAAUGUGGAAAAGCUUUCUCGCAGAAGUCCGUUCUCAGCGCACAUCAGAGGACUCACACAGGAGAGAAACCCUGGCAGUGCACUGGGUGUGGGAAAGCUUUUUGUUGGAAGUCACAGCUCCUUAUGCAUCAAAGAACUCAUGCAGAUGAGAAACCUAUUGACAAGUUAAGUGUAAGAAACUUUCUCUCAAAAGUCAAUUCGCAGGAAAUAACCAGCAAAUCCAUAUAGAAGAGAAACUCUAUACAUGAAGUCAUUUUUUACACCAGGAAUCUUAUACUGAAUAAAAGCCUUGUGAAUGUACAGCAUGUGGAAGGGUGGCCACAGAACACUUUUUAUUUAUUUUAGAAGAAAAGGAGAGAGAAACAUUUGUUGUUCCAAAUAUUGAUGUAUUCAUUGGUUGAUCAUCGUUUCCUGACCAGGGCUGACUCUGCCACAUUGGCAUAGUGGGACGAUACUCUAACUGAGCUGCCUGGCCAAGACCCCAGAAAGGUGUUUUUUUAAUCCAUACUUUAUUAAUUAAACACUGGGAUUUUAAUGACAGAAAAUGUCUACUCUGCAUAGCAAUAUUCUUAACAAAUGCAACUUUUUCCUAGGGUAAAAUGACUUAUUAAAAGUGUGUUUUAAUAAUAGAAACGACUUCUGUUAUUCUCUUUGUGAGUGGACCUGGUGACACCUCUUUAGUGACGACGAACGUCACCGUGUGUGCAUUUCUAACUGGGCAGGAUGUCCUGAUAUGUGUGAAGACUCAGAACCCGUCACAGCACUUGCACUCACUGCACAUACUCUGCCAAGGGGUGGGGUUUUUCACCAAGGUAGGCCGGUGUACUGGAUGUGAAAAUGUUAAUGGACUCCUUAAGUACAGAAAAGCCAACAGGUCUUGUUUUCUGUUAAUCACCUUUCAAUUAUUAAUUAGUUCAUUUUAUAUUGAUUACCCAGUGUACCUUUAGCUAUUGUCAUUUUUUAAAAUCCUCACCUGAGAGUAUAUUUAUUGACUUUAGAGAGAGGAAGGGAAACAUCAAUGUGAGAG